Messenger RNA from Schistosoma curassoni, 6345 nucleotides. The record is from the annotation of a GenBank genome assembly. Lineage: Eukaryota; Metazoa; Platyhelminthes; Trematoda; Strigeidida; Schistosomatidae.
GGUGUAUCCCGUUUGCACGCAGAUGAUUUUGAACGCGCUAUGAAAAAACACGCCACAGAACUUUUCGAUCAAGCCCCAGAUUUACUGCAUCACAUUACAACUAAUGUAAAUCCGAAUAUUUUACAAGCAGAAGGUGUACCAAUAUAUCGGACUGAUCAACACUGUGGAGAGUUUGUCGUGACAUUUCCGCGCGCUUAUCAUGCUGGAUUCAAUCAAGGCUUCAAUUUUGCUGAGGCUGUUAAUAUAUGUCUACCUGAUUGGCUUCCUAUUGGCCGUGCUUGUAUUGAACAUUAUGCUGAAAUUAAAAGACAUUGUGUAUUUUCAAACGAUGAACUAUUAUGUACAUUGGCUGAAGUAGCUGUGGGCAAUGUUCUUCCAGAAGAAAUACUCACUUUAACAAAUCCUGUUACUAGCUGUACUUCAAAUGGUGAAUGCUCAGACAAUCCUGAACCUCAUAUCAGUGAAAAACUACCUCCUGGUUGUUCAACUUCAGGUCUCGACAUAGGUGCUGUAGCUAUUGUGCAUCAAGAGUUUACUUGUGUACUCAAAGAAGAACGACGGUUACGAGAAUUAAUCAUCCAAAGUGGUGUGUCUAACUCGAGAAAAGUUAGAUUCGACGAAAUGUCAGAUGAUGCACGUGUCUGUGAUUUCUGUUUGACUACUCUUUUUUUAUCUGGAGUUAGUUGUUCAUGUAUUUAUGAAUCGAACACCAGUAUUCAAAGAUUAGAGAACCCAAAUGACCGUUCUUUGGAUGACCUUAGUACAACUGCACGAAAACACAAGAUGUCGGAUGAACCAUAUGGCAUUAUAGAUGAAUCUAAUGAAGGUGUGUUUUUUUUUCGUUUUGACUUCCUAAUUCGUCAUCUUAUUUGUUUCAAAUUAUUUUUUAAGCAUUUUUGUUGAUAAUCAGUAGUUUUAGCUAAGUUAUUACUAAAAAGUUAGUACCAUCCUACUACUUUUAAGUAGUGUGGUUAGUUUUAUGAAUUUUCGUCUUGUCCUAAAGUUAAAUCAGAUAACUUUUGAAAAACAAGAAACUUUUUGCCUACCUUUAGGCUUCCAUAAUGCAACCUGCUAAGUUAGUCAGUCAGUACUUGAAAAAAUCAGCUUCAGUUACCAUUCCACAUCGCAACGAGAUGAAAUUUACAAUACGAAUGGCAUAAGAAUUGAAAUUAUAGUAGUUUCACUAGUAAUGAGAAAUAUGGUUCGGAAAGUGAUGAAUUUUAGUGGUAAUACUGAAGCUCAAAACUUAGGGUAAGAUGUAUUGUGAUUCCAUCCGCACCAAUUGUUAUAACUGUACUGCAGAUUAGGGCGCAGCGUAUUAUCGAUCGGACCAAAGACGCGUAAACACGUAAGAACGGCCUAGAGUUCUGAUUGGUCUCGCUUCCCUGUCUAGCCCAGCCAGUUGAGUCCAGAACGCAAGUCUCAGCCUCUGAGAUAUGAGUCGUUAUAUUUCAAGAAUACUGAGUUUAUAUACCAAACAAACCGACCACAACGUACCAAUAAAAUAUGAAACAACAUUUGUACAAGAAUUAACCAGAUGUGGCUGUGAAUGUGGGAGGUAGCGAUUAACAGACAGGUAGUAAUUCAUGAAUGAUAAAUCGUAUAAUAAUAGUUCAUAGGUCAAAAUCAAGCUCAUAAUAAGAGGGACAUGAAUAUGAACAGUUUAGUUACAUAGAAAUUAUACGAUAAAAAUAUACUCAUAAUAUUGGUCCAUAAAUGGAUCCCGAAAAUUGCCAUUCAUUAUUCUUAUCGGGAUACAACACCAACAUAGUAUCUUCGACGCCUUAUCUGUUGUUACCACAAUUUCAUCUCAUUGUACUAAUGGGGUACGGAAACUUGAACCUAUUUACACACGCACCAUGUUCUACGUUGACGCCACAGUAACCGAUCUUGAGCCAUAUCACUCAGUCUCUUUCACUGAUGAUCUUAUAGACCUCAAUCAAGUAGGGUGGAUCUACCAACACGUUUCAGUGACUUCAUUGACUGAUACUCGAUCUUGGUUUGGCCUCCAUCAGUCUUCAUUUAAACAAUCCCUAAUUCAGUCAAUAUAUUGGGUGUCGAGGUAGUCAACCUUUGGCCAUGGGUUUGGUUACUACAUACCUCAGCUACCUCAUUAAAUGAAGGCUCAGUUUCACCAAUCAAUUCGUCUCUUAAUUGUUGAAGUGUAUAGGUUUUCUAGGAGUUUUAAGCCGUUGAAAACCCUAUCUAUCGCUUCAUAAUUUACCAUUGUUCUUUAACUGUUCAGAUCGUAAUACAACAUACAUUCAGUGUUUGUCAUUAACUUCUUGAAUUAAACAAUCGUUUUACAACUUAUGUCCCACAAUUUCAUUUUUAUCGAGUCAUACUAUCUAAGCCUGACCUCACUAGUAGUACCUGUAUUACGCAGGUAUUCAUCUUGGUAAUUUCUCUUUUGUACUGAUAAGAUGUGGCAACCUGAGGGCAAUGCACCUUUCGUGUCAGGUUCAUGAAUUCCUUAUGGCAGACUGACUUCAAUCCUAGUAUAUCUUUGUGAUACCAUGUUCUUUUAAAUUAAGAAACAAAAUAACCGUUCAUUUCAUUGAAAUUCCUGUUACCUUCGUUUGUUUCCCAAACAUCUCAAACGUAACCAGUCAGUCUGCAGUGGUGCAUCAUUUUAGGAUGUUUUUCACAUAGCUACUAACCAAUACAUAAAUUCCAAACCCCCUAAUUUUCAUCCAAUUCAUAGUUUUUCAUUACAUUUUAUACUCAAAAAUCUAGCUAGUAAACAGUUUAUUUGUAAAAGCAAUCAGCUAUUCAGAAUAUUUCACUAUUUUUCAUUUGUGAAUUAUUGGUGAUAUGGUGUCGUUCAUGAAAAUUAGUUGUAAUACUAUCGCUUAUCUAAUUUCCAAAUGUAGUUUUACUAAAAAAAUACUAUUCAUCCGAAAGUUUGGCUAUUGAAUGAGCAGACGACAAUCAGAUAUGAUGUAAAUCAGGUUAAAUUAUAUUUCUAAUGGAAAUUUGAAUAGGAUUUUUCAAAUGCUUCCAGCGAAUAAUUUAGUGCAGUGUUCAGAAAAGUAUUUCUUUUUUACCCCUUACAGAGGAAAAGCGACCUCCUAGCCAUAUGGUUUGUCUAAAACAUGUGUCCGAAUUGUGCAAGAAAUGUCCACCCUCAGUUUUUGUACUCAACUAUCAUUACUCAAUAGAGGAACUAUGCAGUUUAGAACAAUCUUUGGCUGAUCGCCUAGCCCAUUUUUAUGCAUGGAGAAAUCAGUUAUCUUUUAUAAUUAAACCGAGUGAUUCAAACACUUUCUCAAGUAAUCACUUCAUGAAACAAGAAGCUAAUGAUAAUCAUGUUGUUGUAUCUAACAACUCAACUUCAGGUACUAUGACACUUGAGGAAUUGGAGAUAAAAUUGACCGAAGGCAAGGCUGCUGGCUAUCAUACUGAUGACAUCUACAACGAUGCUAAAGCUAUGUUAGAUCGUGGUAAACAUCUUCAACAAAUAUGUGUCAAAUUAAAACCCUCCAUUAUUGGUUCCGGGAACACUGAUAAGUUCAAAAGCUCAUUAACAAGCAUAUCAUCGACCGUCAACCCUGUAAAAUUUCAAACCCGACGUCCUGCUACUUUUACCGUGGCGACUUCUUCGACUAACGGUUGUGCAACACCACAUAAAAUUAUCAAAUUGCCUUCGAAUAAUGGAUAUGUAGUUCUCAACCAUGAACUUGACGUCAACAAUCCCCGGGAAUACGAUCUUUUACGACUGAUGGAAUCUUGUGAACAACAGCAUCCUCUCAAUCUUUUUGAGGAUCCAUCAGUACAAUUAGUCAAACGGCUGUUAAGUCAGUUAACAACGUGGCACCAAUCAGCCCGUGAUAUUAUUAACCUACUAUGCAAUUUAAUCCUAACAAAUGCCACUCGAAGUAUUUCUACCAGUUUUUCCAUAUCAGAUAGUUUGUCCAAUAUUGGUGUUAGUGCGGAUUGUCUCCCUAAUGAUUUCUACGCUUUCUCAACAGAUGAUCAAGCCUUAAUAAUCCUUGACUAUUUUUUGGAGAAAUUACGAAAUGAAUUCCCAUCGUAUGUGUAUCGUAUAUCGGAAUGGAAUUCUCUUAAUCUCCUACGUCAUGCAUUGAGAUGGCUCUGUAUUUAUGGUCGACAUGAUAACAAUAAAAGUACGUGUUGGUCAUUGCCUCAUCUUCGAAAGUAUUUGGUUUUUGGUGAGGAAAUCAUUUCACAGCUGACAGCAAUUACCUCGAGUCAAAAAUCUCACUCAAAAAUAGUUCAUUCAUCUUCAUCACCUGUUUCAUUAUCUAUCCGAAACAACCAGACAAUUUCUCAGUCUCCAGGAUCUUCGUUUAAUGUUAGCAAUAUCGACACUGCUUUAACUCAGAUCAUGAGGUUUGUACUAGCUCGAAUGCAUACGUCUUUAGGAAAUCUGACCCAGUUGGGUGUACAAGUUGAAACUCUAGUUGGUCUUUUAACUGAAAUUCUCAGCAGUUCAAGGUCAUCAAUCUAUCAAGAAAUUGAGGAUGCAUUGUACCGAAUAAAGAGACUGGGAAUUGAUCACGUUACGGCUGUUAAUGGACAAAUACCACUAACAGAUGAACCUCAACUUAAUGCAGCAUUAGAUGAACGCCAUUUCAAUAGCAUUGUAGAUACUCAGUCAGUUACUACACCUGAAGAUAUCGCUCAAUUAAAAGCACUUUUAAAACAGCAUGUUGAUGACAUGAUAAAUUUGUGUUCCCGGGAUGAGUAUAGUUCAAAAACUCAACCUUAUUUAAAUAAAGCAGAAAUCUUGUGUGAACUCGGUCAUUUGUUCUCACCAACUUCAGAUUCAGAUCGUUUAUUAAGUUUCGUUACAACUAAUCAUAAAAUUAUUGUUAUAUCGGACAAAUUAGAUCGCCAGUUGAAAAAAUUAAAUGAUCAUGUUAACAACACCAAACGUGCUAUAUCGGAUCUGUAUAACAAAUUCCUUCCUCAUCAUGGUUUGCCUGGAUAUAAUAUACAGACAGAUUCAUUAUUAGAGAUUUUGUUGCCUGGGUUUUCAAUGAAACAUCAGAAAUGCUUUGCUUUGCAGUCAUUCAAAGAUGCUUCGUCAUCGAGUUAUGAUCUUUCACUUUCUGUAUAUAAACAACAAAUGAAGGAUCAUUUUGAUUACAUAUCGUCAGCACUUAAAAAUAUGUUCACAAAAGGUACUUCAUGUGAUUUAUGUUCCAAGCGCUUCAAAAUAACAAGAGUCAUUACAGACCAAAUUAUCUCCGAAUGCAGUCCUUGUGAUUUAUGUUCAUUAUGCUCAGAAGAUCUAUCAGUAUAUCCCACAUUUGAUUGGCUUAUGCGUUUUGAACAUCACUGGUCCAGUUCUACCUCAUCUAGUGUGAACAAUGAGGAAAUUGUUGAUCUAACUGAUGAAACGGAUUGUGGAAAUUAUGGCAUCUUGAUUCUUCUGUGUAGCCCUGUUUCCACUGCUCUUCGACUUUGUAUAAAUCAAAUUCAAGAGUAUUUGGCUCAAUUGGAACAAAUUCUUCAAUCACAUGGGAACCGAUUAAAUGAAAUCAUUUCAAGCGUGAAUCAAUCGUUAAUUCAACAACUACCAAGCUGUUUGAUGGAUUUCAUCAAUAAGAUGUGCAGUUCACAAGAUUCAUCAGUUCUUACCAAUCAUUCUGACUUAACCUAUGAACUCUGCAAAAUAUUGUGUGUUUUCCUUACAUUCAAAGUGAAUUUGUUGCCGUGUAUUCAAUUGAUCGAACAUAUUUUAUCAUCACUAUGUGUAUUUAACGAUAUUAACGAGAAUACUCUACAAAAAUUAGGUUCUUAAUGUGUUUUUUUUUCAAGUAACUCUAUUUAAAGCUUGUUUACCAAACAGUCACGUUUAGCUAUUUACAAAUUUUUUGAUCAUUGUUGUUUUUUUAUACAUUAUUUGUCAGCGUUUGUUUUAUUAUAUAAGUUGACGAUUGUUGUUGGUAAAUUUUGAUAUUUCUAUAUCAGUACGUAAGUAAUAAUAGAUCUGGUUAACAUGGUUCUUUGUUUAUUACCUUUUCUUUAGUAUUCAUUAUCUUAACUAUUCAUAGUUUUCCACUUCUGUGUAUAUGCAUCAGCUGUGUUUUUUUUAUAUACCUGAGUAUAUGGGCAGAUGAUGAUAUACAGAUAUCCAAUUGCAUUUGUCUUUACUUUUCACGUUAUUUCAUCUGUUUGGCCACAUAUUUUCAACUUCGUUUGUAUUUUUACUGCUUUUCUUUCUUGUAACUCAUUGUGAAAUUGUCAUCAUUUACAUACUUUUAAUUUAUAUAUAUCUACAAGACUUUUAUUAAUACUGAUCUGAAAAUUAAUAAAUUAUUUUAUUCAGUUGUGCGUAACAUAUUAUCAUCUUUCUUGGUUAGAAAUAAAGUACCU